Messenger RNA from Dama dama (fallow deer), 5477 nucleotides. It is a transcript of the gene PALS1, whose product is annotated as protein associated with LIN7 1, MAGUK p55 family member. The record is from RefSeq and is a predicted model, not a curated record. Bases 610 to 2637 code for a protein of 675 amino acids. The transcript has 18 exons. Lineage: Eukaryota; Metazoa; Chordata; Mammalia; Artiodactyla; Cervidae. Gene Ontology annotation, molecular function: protein binding. Gene Ontology annotation, biological process: establishment or maintenance of polarity of embryonic epithelium; protein localization to plasma membrane; generation of neurons. Gene Ontology annotation, cellular component: plasma membrane; adherens junction.
GAUUGUGAGGUAGGGAAUCGAGAGUUUCUGGAUUCUUUAUCCGGUAGUUUAAGUGCCGCUGGGAAGCUGUCGUUUCUGCAGUGUUUAGAGGAGGCCGGGGCGGGAGGAGCGGCAGUCGCCGUGGCGCGGAGGAACAAGUGGCAUGCUGGUUAUUGGUGUCUUUGAAGUGUGCUCAAUCAUGUCCGACUCUUUGUGACCCCCAUAAACUGCAGCAUGCCUGGCUUCCCUGUCCUUCACUAUCUGCCGGAGCUUGCUCAAACUCAUGUCCAUCAGUGAUGGUGGCAGAUGACAUACAGCAGUGAAGUUAAAUGAAGCAGUCAAGUGAGAAAAGAUGAAUUUCCCAUUAUCAUGUUUUAAAGAGUAAGAAAGUCUGAGUUUUGUGAAAAAAUCAGAAAAGAACUAAGAAGAUAGUCGACAACAACUUUCCGAUUUGCAUAAUAUUUCCUUCAUGGAUACAUUUUCAUAGCAUUAUUAUGUGAUGUGAGAAGUUUUUUUUUUUGUUUUGUUUUGUUUUUUGAAGUAACAUGGAUUUUAUACUACAGAAUCAAGAGAUUGGCUUUAUAGGAAAAAUUGAUUUAUAAAGAGUGGUACAGGUUUUUAUAGAUAACCAUGACAACAUCCCAUAUGAAUGGGCAUGUUACUGAGGAAUCAGACAACGGAAUAAAAAAUGUUGAUCUUGCAUCACCAGAGGAACAUCAGAAGCACCGAGAGAUGGCUGUUGACUGCCCUGGAGAUUUGGGCACCAGGAUGAUGCCGGUGCGUCGAAGUGCACAGCUGGAACGUAUUCGGCAACAACAGGAGGACAUGAGGCGUAGGCGAGAGGAAGAAGGGAAAAAACAAGAACUUGACCUUAAUUCUUCCAUGAGACUUAAGAAACUAGCCCAGAUUCCUCCAAAAACUGGAAUAGAUAACCCUAUAUUUGAUACAGAGGAAGGAAUUGUCUUAGAAAGUCCUCAUUAUGCUGUGAAAAUAUUAGAAGUGGAAGACUUGUUUUCUUCACUUAAACAUAUCCAACAUACUUUGGUAGAUUCUCAGAGCCAGGAGGAUAUUUCACUGCUUUUACAACUUGUACAAAAUAAAGAUUUCCAGAAUGCGUUUAAGAUACACAAUGCUGUCACAGUACACAUGAACAAGGCCAGUCCUCCAUUUCCUCUUAUCUCCAAUGCACAAGAUCUUGCACAGGAGGUACAAACUGUUUUGAAGCCAGUUCCCCAGAAGGAAGGACAAGAAUUAACUGCUCUGCUGAAUGCUCCACAUAUUCAGGCACUUUUACUGGCCCAUGAUAAGGUCGCUGAGCAGGAAAUGCAGCUAGAGCCUAUUGCAGAUGAGAGAGUUUAUGAAAGCGUUGGCCAAUAUGGAGGAGAAACUGUAAAAAUAGUUCGUAUAGAAAAGGCUCGAGAUAUUCCAUUGGGUGCUACAGUUCGUAAUGAAAUGGAUUCUGUCAUCAUUAGUCGGAUAGUUAAAGGGGGUGCUGCAGAAAAAAGUGGUCUGUUACAUGAAGGAGAUGAAGUUCUGGAAAUUAAUGGCAUUGAAAUUCGGGGGAAAGAUGUCAAUGAGGUUUUUGACUUGUUGUCUGAUAUGCAUGGUACUUUGACAUUUGUUCUGAUUCCCAGUCAACAGAUCAAGCCUCCUCCUGCCAAAGAAACAGUAAUCCACGUAAAGGCUCAUUUUGACUACGACCCUUCAGAUGACCCUUAUGUUCCAUGUCGAGAGUUAGGUCUGUCUUUUCAAAAAGGGGAUAUACUUCAUGUAAUCAGCCAAGAAGAUCCAAAUUGGUGGCAGGCCUACAGGGAAGGAGAUGAAGAUAAUCAGCCUCUAGCUGGGCUCGUUCCAGGGAAAAGCUUUCAGCAGCAAAGGGAAGCCAUGAAGCAAACCAUAGAAGAAGAUAAGGAACCAGAAAAAUCAGGAAAACUAUGGUGUGCAAAGAAGAAUAAAAAGAAGAGGAAAAAGGUUUUAUAUAAUGCCAAUAAAAAUGAUGAUUAUGACAAUGAAGAAAUCUUAACUUAUGAGGAAAUGUCACUUUAUCAUCAGCCAGCAAAUAGGAAAAGACCUAUCAUUUUGAUUGGUCCACAGAACUGUGGCCAGAAUGAAUUGCGUCAGAGGCUCAUGAACAAAGAGAAAGACCGCUUUGCAUCUGCAGUUCCUCAUACAACUCGGAAUCGGCGAGACCAUGAAGUAGCUGGUAGAGAUUACCACUUUGUUUCACGGCAGGCGUUUGAGGCAGACAUAGCAGCUGGAAAGUUCAUUGAGCAUGGUGAAUUUGAGAAAAAUUUGUAUGGAACCAGUAUAGAUUCUGUUCGCCAAGUGAUCAACUCUGGCAAAAUAUGUCUUUUAAGUCUUCGUACACAGUCCUUGAAGACUCUACGGAACUCAGACUUGAAACCAUAUAUUAUCUUCAUUGCACCCCCUUCACAAGAAAGACUUCGGGCAUUAUUGGCCAAAGAGGGCAAGAAUCCAAAGCCUGAAGAGUUGAGAGAAAUCAUUGAGAAGACUAGAGAGAUGGAGCAGAACAAUGGCCACUACUUUGACACAGCAAUUGUGAACUCAGAUCUUGAUAAAGCCUAUCAGGAACUGCUUAGGUUGAUUAACAAACUUGAUACUGAACCUCAGUGGGUGCCAUCCACUUGGCUGAGGUGAAGGAAAACAUUCAUUCUGUAGCAGGACUGGACUUGAUCUGGCAAACUGCCCAUAGGAAGAUAGCCCUGAUACUUGAGCAUGUCUCUGAGAAGGUGGCAGGCAGUGUAAACUGUAGACCUGUUCUUAAAUCUUGAACUAGUGAGAAAAAAAUCCCCUUAAGCAAUUUGUUAACAGCAGUCUUUAUUCUCUCUCUGUACCUGGCUUUAGAGGUUCUUGCCUCAGAUGGGGAUUUUAAACGGACGUUUUCAACAGAGCCGUUCUAGUUUAUCCAUGGUAAAAGCCUUUUAAGUCUGUUUUCAUCUAACCAAGUCUUUUCUGCCUAGUCAUAUUUCCACAAAAACGUGUAUAUAUACACAAUGGUCUGUGUUUCACACUGCAAUAAAUAUUAAUGUUAUUUAACAGUUAAUUUAAAUGAUUUCAUGAGAAUUUGGGAAUGAGGGGGAACUGUGCUUCUGUGUACUGGGCAAGACAACAGUAUUUGGUUAGAAGACUGGUUUAGUCAUCAGAACUACUUUACUUUAAAAAAAAAUGGUGCCACUUUGGUCUGGAGCUAUGUUAGCAUUGAAUUCAUUUAUAUGCCUUUUAAUUCUUAAAAACAUUCCAUUAGAAGCACCAAUUUUUUAGCUCGAACUUUGUGGAUCAGACUUCACUGCAGACUCUGAUCUAAAACAUAGACAACAUAUGCUGAUCUUUUUAAAGGUAUAAUGAGCUUUUGAAUUUUUUUCUUAAAUUGUCACAACUGAUUUGGUAACUUCCUUUUCCUGAUCUGCAUAGUACAAUAGAAUGUAAUAGUUAUAUUUUAAUGAAUGGCAGAUAUUCAUAUAAACUGUGUUGAUUAUUAAAAGUUUCUUCCUCAUGAUGCAGCUUUUUACAUACAUGAGAGGACAUAGCACAUUUGACGGUUUUUGCAUUUUAUAUAUGAGCACAGUAUAAUUUGAUGACUGUGUUAUAUAUGUAGGUAAUAAACUGGAAUUCUGUGAUCAAUAUAGCUGCUGUACUGUAUACUAAUAUUUAAUAGGUUGACAAAUGGUCAUUAAUUACAUUGUUCAGCAUUGGAAUAAAAUUAUAUGAGAGAAAUGAUAUGACAGUUGACUUUGAGAUUGGAAGGAAAAGAUGACCUGAAAGUCAUUUGAACAUUUUAGGAAAAGAACACUGCAGGGGAAAAGUUAAGCAUAUAGAAAUAUAGAAAGCAUAUAUAGAAAGGAGUAAAAAGCAUAUAGAAAUAGGGUUUAUCCUCAAAAAGUCUGCCUCUUAUGACCAGAAUGCAACAAGCUAAAUCAUAAAACAUUUAAGCUAAUGGAAUUUUCAUACUGUCUCUAUAGCUUGAAGCUUUAAAAGUCAACUUCUGUAAUUGGCAUGGAAAGUUAAUGUGUAGUCUCUUCCAGGCUUAGGGGAUGGUGUGGUGUGUGACAAAUAACCUCAAAUGUGAAUGUCUUGAUUUUAUUUUUAUGAUGACUACAGCUACAACAAUUCUGUUUCCAAAGCUAAACACUGGAAUAAUAUUGAAUUGUCACUUAUUAACAUAAGCAACUUUUUAAUGAGUAGUUUGUCUUGGUGUCAUGUAUAUAUUUGAGUUUUUCUCUUUUGCAUAAUAUUAUUUGAACAAAUGUAGACUGUUUAUAUGUUGCCUUUUUCUGUUCAACUUUGUGUGGCCUCAAAGUUGGCUGUAGAGUAUGUCUUACCCAGAAAUAAUGUUCCUUAGGAAGAAAGUAACAUUCCUGGGUUGAGGUAAGGAAUGCCAUACAUACUGUCUCUUCAGGUCUGAAACACUCCGGUUUAUGGCAGGAAAAUGCAAAGGUCACAGUGAUUUUCAGCAAUGAAAACAAAGGACUAUAAGUACUAAAUCUUUUCACUUUUCCAAUUUACUUUCUCCUUAGGAAUGAAAGGUAGUCUGUGGAAUUUUGUGAGCUGCUUAGCAUAACUGACAACUGUUUUCAACCCUAAGGUCUAAAGUGUAGUUUCAGUCAAAUUAGAAUUGAGAUUUUAGGUGGUGUCAGUAAGUGGCUACCACGCUAGUCUCCUAGUUAGCCUGCAGACCACAGGGCCACACAAGGGCCACGUGCUGUGGACUCGGGCAUGGCUUUCACAAGCAGAUUCAAGAACCCUACCAAGGCACAUGCCAUGCCAUAAUAUACUCUUAAAAGUCUAAGGUGAUGAGAUAUUUUAGGGGUCAGUGAAAUCUUAUGUAAUUCUCUCCUUCCUCAUCAGCAGUGAUAGAGGAAUAGAAAUGUUUAUGUCCCACACUUUUUUCAGUCCUAGUAAUAUGGAUGUGCUGGUACUCGUCCUAGUUCCUCCAAAGUGAAAACUGAGUUGUUGCUGACUUCUUUGAAAGAAAAUAGAAAAAAACCUUGCUCCCUACCUAGCUGUGCUAUAUACCACUCUGGCCAAUUCCAUUUCCUGGCCUUCUGUGCUUCUGAUUGGAGACCCCAAUGUUGGGGAGGUCUUAACCACUUAACAGGAACCAUACCAAUAGCUAAUGAAAUGCACAUUAGUUCAAAUAAGAAAAUAACCUUCUUUUACUAAAUUUUCUUAAGUCAGAACGAAUAGAAAGGAGAAUAGUUUUUAGAUUAAUCCAGAUUUGCUUUCUGUGAAAAUCUAAUAUCUGGAUUUUUUUUUUUCCUUUUCUCAUGGCCUAAGGAAUAAUUUGAAUGUAAUUUUGUGAAUGUGUGUGGAAAAUAUAAACCAGGGAUUUAGCUUUAAUAAAGGUAACUUUUGACACCUGUUCUUAAUCUUCCUUUGUACUUUGCCUUGCCUGUAUCUGCACUCUUGUUAUUUUGAGAUGUAAUACUGCACAACAUAAUGUAAAAAUAAAAAGUAAAAUUAUGUUUCAAAUUUUAAAA